Messenger RNA from Impatiens glandulifera, 330 nucleotides. RefSeq names its product peroxygenase-like. NCBI's taxonomy places the organism in Eukaryota, Viridiplantae, Streptophyta, Magnoliopsida, Ericales, Balsaminaceae. Gene Ontology annotation, molecular function: monooxygenase activity; calcium ion binding. The transcript has 2 exons. The record is from RefSeq and is a predicted model, not a curated record. Bases 1 to 330 code for a protein of 109 amino acids.
AUGACGACGACUCAAGACAAAAACGCCUUAUCAUCAGAGGCUCCACUUGCCCCCGUCACCGUCGAACGCAAUGUUCGCUCCGACUUCGACACCACACUUCCAAAGCCUUACUUGGCUAGAGGGUCGACUGCUCCUGAUAUAGACCAUCCACAAGGAACAAUAGGGCACCCUCAAUAUGUCAUGAGUGUCCUCCAGCAACAUGCUUCCUUCUUUGAUCAAGAUGACAAUGGAAUAGUCAUCUUUCGGCGUCAUGGCUUGCGUUGUCUAACAAUGAAAGUAGGCUCAAUUACGAGAAUUGUAUUUCUCGCAUUUGAUAUUUCACACAUUUGA